AUGCGGGCUUUAGAAGAUUCAGACAAUGUGAAAGUUGCAGUGAGAUGUCGACCUAUGAGUAAAAAAGAAAUAUCAAUGAAUAACAAGUCUGUAACUACGAUAAAUGAAAUAGAUGGGUGUGUUACUCUCCAAAGAACCGAUUUAGCUGACGACCCUCCCAAGCAGUUUACUUUCGACGUCGUAUUCGGCUGCAGUAGCAAGCAAACAGAUAUAUACAACAGAGUCGCUAGACCAAUUAUUGACAAAGUCCUGGAAGGUUAUAAUGGAACGAUAUUAGCUUAUGGACAGACGGGAACUGGAAAGACAUUUACGAUGGAAGGAAUUAGGUCUGUGCCAGAGUUGAGAGGUAUUAUUCCCAAUUCAUUUGCACAUAUAUUUGGGGCAAUUGCUAAGGCUGAUACGAAUGUCAGGUUUUUGGUCCGCGUUUCGUAUCUAGAGAUUUACAAUGAAGAGGUAAGAGAUCUUCUUGGAAAGGACCAAACUGCAAGUUUAGACGUCAAAGAGAGACCAGAUAUUGGUGUAUAUGUUAAGGAUCUCUCAUCAUUUGUUGUUCACUCACCGAAUGAAAUGGAUAAGUUAAUGUCAUUUGGAAAUAAAAAUCGUGUAACUGGUGCCACAAAUAUGAAUGAGCAUAGUUCACGUUCACAUGCCAUUUAUACUGUAACAAUUGAAUGUAGUGAAAAUACAGAGAAAAAUAAAGCAUUAAUUCGUCAAGGGAAAUUGCAUUUGGUAGAUCUGGCUGGAUCUGAACGACAAGCUAAAACCGGUGCUACUGGGAAACGUCUUCAAGAAGCUAAUAAGAUUAAUCUGUCAUUGGCAACGUUGGGGAAUGUAAUUUCUGCUCUAGUAGAUGGUAAAUCAACACAUGUUCCUUACCGUAAUUCCAAAUUGACUCGAUUAUUACAAGAUUCAUUGGGUGGGAAUUCCAAAACUGCUAUGAUAGCGAAUAUUUCACCUUCAGAUUACAACUAUGAUGAGUCUUUGAGUACACUAAGAUAUGCCAAUCGAGCUAAAAAUAUAAAAAAUAAGGCUAAAAUAAAUGAAGAUCCAAAAGAUGCUAUGUUACGUCAAUUUCAAAAAGAAAUUGAACAACUUCGUAGACAAUUAGAAGAAGGUGGUAUACCUUCAGAUCCUGCAAAUGUUGGCGAUGAAGUUGAUAAUGAUGAUGAUGGCAACUACGCUUCCAGUGGUGUUGAUAGUCAAGAGAAAAGAGAUAGAAAACUGAAACAGAAUACUGCAAAGCUGAGUAAACAAAAGAUGGCUGAAAUUCAACGUAUGAUUGAAGCUGAUAGACGUAAAUUAGAAGAGCAAAAAGAUAUGGCAGUAGAAGAACGAAAUCGUAUUCAGCAACAUCUUGAAGAGAAAGAAAAUGAAUUGAAACAAACUAAAGAAACUCGUAACAAUCUUAUGAAACGAAUGGAAGCUUUGCAAAGUCGCAUAAUUGUUGGCGGAGAAAAUCUAUUGGAGAAAGCUGAAGCACAAGAAAAACUGCUAGAGCAAUCAGCAGCUGAAUUACGUAAACAACAAUUACGCGCUGAACAGCUGAAUCAGAAAUUAAAAGAAAAGGAAGAGGAACGUAUAAAUAUUGAAGAAAAGUACAAUAAUUUACAGGAAGAAGCUGCUGGAAAGCGUAGAAAACUGCGUAAACUAAGCACAAUGUAUCUGCAAGCAAAAUCUGAACUGGAAGAUCUAAAGAAUGAACAUACUCGUGAAAUGGAAGGUUUACUGGAUAAUAUACGCCAACUUAGUAGAGAAUUAGCACACCACACAUUGAUUAUUGACAGAUUUAUUCCACAACCAUAUCAAGCCCUUAUUCAGCAGAAUGUGCAAUGGAAUGAAGAUAUAGGUGAGUGGCAACUGAAAUGCGUAGCGUACACAGGAAACAAUAUGCGAAAACCAGAAAAGAAAGCUCCAGAACCGCCUAUUGAUCUUUCCAAUGUGUAUCUAUCUUAUCGCACGGACGAGAGAGGAAAUUCUGCGUCUAGGAAGUCUCAAAAAACCAACAGCCGAAUAAAAUCAGCUAACAAGAAAACAGGGUGGCAACCAGUCGAAUGA
Trichobilharzia regenti is the source of this 2055-nucleotide messenger RNA. NCBI's taxonomy places the organism in Eukaryota, Metazoa, Platyhelminthes, Trematoda, Strigeidida, Schistosomatidae. The record is from the annotation of a GenBank genome assembly.